GACCCACAAUACCCCACAGCGCCCCCACCUUACCCCCCAUGUUACCCCCAAUAAGUGUACCUCGAUACAUCGUAGUAUUACCCCGCCACACCGACGUCUUGAGCUUCUCGUUGCUUUUGCAUCUCACAACUUCAACCUCACUCACUUUCACUCACUAUCACUAUCAUCGCAACACCACAAAGUACGAAAUUCCACAGCAAUGGAGAUAUCUAAUCCCAGGAGAAUUCUGGCUGUAUCCGCAGAAAACCAAGUCGACCAUCUAAGUCGAGUGCUCAAAGGUCAGUCAUGGAAAUAGUCGGCUUUCUUCUUCUUUUUUUUCUUUCUUUUUUCCUUUUUCUUGUUUCCUUUUUCUU
Molecule: messenger RNA, 353 nt
Organism: Sodiomyces alkalinus F11
Lineage: Eukaryota; Fungi; Ascomycota; Sordariomycetes; Glomerellales; Plectosphaerellaceae
Exons: 1
Coding region: 39-263 (74 amino acids)
Source: RefSeq, a predicted model, not a curated record